AUGGUCUUUGUCAACCAAGUGAGCGAGAUUGUGCACGGUAUUUGUGACACCUAUCAUGGCUCGCCAAACAAGAUCAUUGGUGGAAACUCCUUUCUGGUAGUGUGGCGCAUAAGGGAGACAGAUCAAGAGGUAAGGGCCAAGAUUGCCGACAUGGCAAUGAUGUCCUUUGUUUGCAUCACCAUCGAAGUGCAAAAGUCUAACACGCUUGCAGUCUACCGCUUUCAUCCUGGACUUCAGCAGCGUUUUCCAAAUUUCAGGGUGACGCUAGGUUUUGGAUUGCACUGCGGCUGGGCGAUUGAGGGUGCCAUUGGGAGCGAGUACAAGAUCGAUGCAUCAUAUUUGUCACCAAAUGUGAAUGUUGCUUCACAGCUCGAAGCUGCAUCCGAUCAAUUGGGCCUUUGGAUCCUUUUGUCGAAUUACAUGGUCAAGCUGUGCAGCGAUGAGUUGCUUUCGUACUUCCGCAUGGUGGACAAUGUCAUGCUCGAAGGCUCCAAGAAGACCUUGCGGCUCUACACCUUGGAUCUCGAUCAUAGUCGAGUCUCAGUGAAACCCAAACUUCGAGGCACCAAGAAGAAGGCCAGGCUAUGGACCUCAGACUUUGAUAUUGUGGAAAUCCUUUCAGAGCAUUCAGACUUUGUCGAGAUGCGUGAGCCGUAUUCAAAGGAGUUCUUUGAGCGGUUUGCAGUGGGUGUCCGCAACUACGAAGCUGGCGAGUGGUUGGUGGCUCGAGACCUUUUCCUCACCUGUCACUAUUCAGAGGUGGUUUGGUGCUUUAAAUGCUUCGUUCUCAAAGUAGAUUCUGCAGAUGGUUUGCGUGUUUCGGAUGGCUUCGGUGUUUCUGACCAGGAGCUGUGCAGGAACAGUCAUUCUCCAGAGCGACCAGUGGAUGGACCUGUUUUAGCUCUUUUGGAGUUCAUGGAGAGGAGCCUCGACACAUCUAUUUCACGGCAUUUUCCAAAAAGAGCACCAAAAAGUAGCGGCUGGAUUACUGGAUAG
Durusdinium trenchii is the source of this 996-nucleotide messenger RNA. Lineage: Eukaryota; Dinophyceae; Suessiales; Symbiodiniaceae. The record is from the annotation of a GenBank genome assembly.